AUGGGAUCGGGUGGCCUUGGAGGACCUACCUAUUUGGGUUGUCUUGGGGGGUACCUCUUUAACAACAAACAUGGGCUCAACCUUCAGCGUGCCCAUCUCUGCGGACUGGUCUGGUCGGAUGGGGUGGGCGAGUCCGGGCAUGCGGAUGGCGGCAGUGCGUGUCUUUGGCACCCGGCCGGAAGACCCAGACCGUUAAGGGUUACUAUGGAACUGACGCAGGGGGAGCACGCGAGGGGAAAUUAA
Molecule: messenger RNA, 243 nt
Organism: Gaeumannomyces tritici R3-111a-1
Lineage: Eukaryota; Fungi; Ascomycota; Sordariomycetes; Magnaporthales; Magnaporthaceae
Exons: 3
Coding region: 1-243 (80 amino acids)
Source: RefSeq, a predicted model, not a curated record